AUGACAUGCGAAUUAGAUGGGACUCGAGUAAAAGAUAUCUAUGAUGCCGCCUAUUUCGCACCCAUGAUUUUUAAACUGCAAAAAAAGAAGGAAGGUCCUGAAUAUGCAAAACAGCGAAUGAUCUUUGAGAAGCAAUUUAAAGAGAGUGAGGGUUUUGAUGUGGACUGGGACAGUUUUGACUACAUAUUCUCUGUCGUCAACUUCCACUGGCAACCAUAUCUUGAUGAUAAGCUGACCAAUGACGAGCUGCUCAAACUACUUAUACGGACAGCCAUUAAAGAACACGAUGCUGAAGAUGAUAAAAAGCUUGAGCUUAUCGAUUAUGUAGGUGCCAAUAUAGUACCGUGCAAGGGUCUUAUGUAUUAUAUUACAUUUAGGGCCAAAGAUCUUUCCUCAACAGAUCCAGAGCCACGACUUUACCAAGCCAAGGUGCACAAGUUCUGCUAUGAUAUCUACGUCAAAAUGGUCAGGGAAAAGCUUAAGCAAAGUGCCAGUAUCAACAAUAUGAAUUAG
This is a messenger RNA of Camelina sativa (false flax), 513 nucleotides long. NCBI's taxonomy places the organism in Eukaryota, Viridiplantae, Streptophyta, Magnoliopsida, Brassicales, Brassicaceae. The record is from RefSeq and is a predicted model, not a curated record.